Plectropomus leopardus (leopard coralgrouper) is the source of this 1106-nucleotide messenger RNA. Lineage: Eukaryota; Metazoa; Chordata; Actinopteri; Perciformes; Serranidae. The record is from RefSeq and is a predicted model, not a curated record.
AUUUGCCUUCAGAUAUUCAAAAAGUGAUCAUUGGUGAAGAGGAGGAGGAGCAGCAGAUGGACCCAGAGCCUCCACACAUUAAAGAAGAGCAGGAGGAUCCAGAGCCCCCACACAUUAAAGAGGACCACGAGGACCCAGAGCCCCCACACAUUAAAGAGGAGCAGGAGGAUCCAGAGACCCCACACAUUAAAGAGGAGCAGGAGGAGCUGUGGAGCAGUCAGGAGGGAGAGCAGCUUCAAGGUCUGGAGGAGGCUGAUAUCACCAAGUUCCCAUUCACUCCUGUCCCUGUGAAGAGUGAAGAUGAUGAAGAGAAACCUCAGUCCUCACAGCUUCAUCAAAGACUAACUGAACAGAUGGAAACAGAAGCUGAUGGAGAGGACUGUGGAGGACCAGAACCAGACAGGGACUCACAUCCAGAUACACAUUUACAACCAGAGACUGAGGACAAGACUGGAGAGUCUUCUGUUGCUCAGAUUGAAGUCAGUGUUGAUGAUUGCAAGGAGAUCAGAGAACCUCAUUCUGGUAUAAAGUCUCUGAAAAGUAGUAAAGCUUGUCUCAGUGAAAUGAGACCUAGUGCUCGUGAGAAACCAUUCAGCUGUUCUGAGUGUGGGAAAAAAUUUGGCACCAAGACACACCUGAACAUACACAGGAGAACUCAUACAGGAGAAAAACCUUUCAGCUGUUCAGUGUGUGGUAAAGCGUUCAGUGAAAAUGGAAAACUGAAGCUACACAUGAAAACUCAUACUGGAGAGGAACUGUUUAACUGCUCAGUGUGUGGGAAAAUAUUUUUGUGCAUGGCAUAUCUAAAGAGACACAUGACAACCCAUACAGGAGAAAAGCCAUUUAAGUGCUCAGUGUGUAGUAAAGCAUUUUCAUGCAGGUCACAUCUGAAGAGGCAUAUGACAACUCAUACAGGAGAGAAGACAUUCAAUUGCUCUGUGUGUGGUAAAGCUUUCAGUGAAAGUAGAGGACUAAAAGUACACAUUAGAACUCAUACACAAAAGAAACUAUUCAAUUGUUCAGUGUGUGAUAAAACUUUUAGUGAAACUGGAAUGCUGAUGAUACAUAUGAGAGCCCAUACAGGAGAGAAACCGUUUAAUUGCUCA